AUUUAUUUUUAUUUGCUUUUGAACAGUUUUUCUUACAAACUGGUGGGUGCGUGGAAUGCACCGCCAGCGACAGCAGUAGAUGUGGAUACAAUAGGAUCUUUUAAUAGAGGUACAUGGAGCUUAGAAACAGUUUCUAGAGUCGGUUGCAUGGUCUGCACAACAUUGUAAGCCGAAGGGUCUGUAAUGUGCUGUACAUGUCAAUGUUUCUAACAGUUACCUUCUGCACUCUGCUUCAUCUUUCAUGGAAUCUUGUUCUAGUUACUAUUCUCAAAGCAGAGAAAAUCUGCAGAUGCUGGAAAUCCAAGCAACACACACAAAAUGCUGGAGGAACUCAGCAGGCCAGGCAGCAUCUACGGAAAAGAGUACAGUCGACGUUUCGGGCCCAGACCCUUCCGCAGGACUGCAGCACCUUGUGUGUUACUAGUUACUAUUCUAUAGAUUUUCCCGCAGAAAUAAAAGAAUCCCAGGCUUGUAUGUUUGUACUUUGAAGAUAAGAUUUGAACUUCGUCACCUCGUUCACACAGAAACUCCCCACUUCAGAAUUCGCCGUCAGGGACCCAGCGAUCAACUGCGCAGGCGCGCGGCCCCCACCCCCGCCGGGGUCCGACUACUGCGCACGCGCCCAGUUGACAAAAGACUCUGACGGAUCGGUGACAGUUUAGAAAUGGCAGGGAAGUUGCGGAUGGAAAUCUCAAACUCAACUACACAUCAGCUUUGCUGUCUCUGCAGAUAUUUCAGGAGCGGCCAGAUAUUUCCUUUGUAACACCAGUUAUCUCUUGUUGAUCCUUGGAGGUGAAGAAUUAUCUCAUCCCUGCUGGAAAUGUGCUUUGUGACUGAAAUGAACCUUUCGUUGUAACUCAGUGAAAUCCACUGAAAUAGACGUGCUGCGGACACACCAGCAUUUGUUCACUUGAGAUCUGGUCUUCAACUGCAUUGCUUGUAUGAGGGAUUCACUACGUCCUGAAUUGCUGAAUUGUCAGAGAACUGAUAGAGAAACUGCAGGAAGAGAUUCACACACUCAUCCCACCUGCUCAGAUUGUGGCAAGGGAUUCACUCAGUCAUCUGACGUACAGACACAGCAGUCAGUUCACACUGGGAGAUGCCAUUCACCUGCUCAGAAUGUGGGAAAGGAUUUCGUUGGCCAUUUCAACUGAAGGUGCAUCAGCGAGUUCACACAGGGGAGAGGCCGUUCACCUGCUCAGACUGUGGGAACGGAUUCACUCGGUCAUCUGAUCUACUGGCACACCAAUUAAUUCACACUGGGGAGAGGCCAUUCACCUGCUCAGACUGUGGAAAGGGAUUCACUUGGUUAUCUCAAGUGAAGAUACACCAGCGAGUUCAUACUGGGGAGAGGCCAUUCACUUGUACUGAAUGUGGGGAGGGUUUCACUCACUCAUCCCACCUACAGAGACACUGGCGAGUUCACACAGGGGAAAGGCCGUAUGUCUGCUCUGAAUGUGGGAAGGGAUUCAGUCACUCAUCCCACCUACAGAGGCACCAGCAAGUUCACACAGGAGAGAGGUCAUACGUCUGCUCUGAAUGUGGGAAGGGAUUCACUCAGUCAUCUCACCUACUGGCACACCAGUCAGUUCACACUGGGGAGAGGCCAUUCACCUGCUCAGACUGUGGGAAAGGAUUCACUCGAUCAUCUGACCUACUGGCACACCAGCGAGUUCACACUGGAGAGAGGCCAUUCAAUUGUUCAGACUGUGGGAAGGCAUUUCCACGGUCUUUCCAACUGAAGAUACAUCAGCGAGUUCACACCGGGGAGAGGCCGUUCACCUGCUCGGACUGUGGGAAGGGAUUCACUCAGUCAUCUGACCUAUCGGCACACCAGCGAGUUCACACUGGGGAGAGGCCAUUUACCUGCUCAGACUGUGGGAAGGGAUUCUCUCGAUCAUCUGACCUACAGAGACACCAGCGAGUUCACACAGGAGAGAGGCCGUAUGUCUGCUCUGAAUGUGGGAAGGGAUUCACUCGAUCAUCUCACCUACUGGCACAUCAGUCAGUUCACACUGGGAAGAGACCAUUCACCUGCUCAGACUGUGGGAAGGGAUUCACUCAGUCAUCUGACCUACUGGCACACCAGUCAGUUCACACUGGGGAGAGGCCAUUCAACUGCUCAAACUGUGGGAAAGGAUUCACUCGAUCAUCUGACCUACUGGCACACCAGCGAGUUCACACUGGAGAGAAGCCAUUCACCUGUUCAGACUGUGGGAAGGCAUUUCCACGGUCUUUCCAACUGAAGGUGCAUCAGCGAGUUCACACUGGGGAGAGGCCGUUCACCUGCUCAGACUGUGGGAAGGGAUUCACUCGGUCAUCUGACUUACAGACACACCAUUCAGUUCACACUGGGGCAAAGCCAUUCGUUUGCACAGACUGUGGGAAGGGGUUCACUUACUCAUCCAACCUACAGAGACACCAGCGAGUUCACACAGGAGAGAAGCCAUACGUCUGCUCUGAAUGUGAGAAGGGAUUCACUCAGAAAUCUCACCUAUUGGCACACCAGUCAGUUCACACUGGGGAGAGGCCGUUCACCUGCUCAGACUGUGGGAAGGGAUUCUCUCGAUCAUCUGACCUACAGAGACACCAGCGAGUUCACACUUGAAAGAAGAUGUUCACCAACUCAGUCUGUGGGAAGGAAUUCCCUCAGUCAUCUGACCUACAGGCACACCAGUCAGUUGACCUGAUGAAAGGCUGUGCACCUGUCUGUGGGAAGGGGUUUACUUGAUAGUCCAGCCGACAGACACACCAAGUCAGUUCAAACUGGGGUGAUGUCAUUCACCUUUUCAGACUGUGGGAAGGGAUUCACUUCAUCAUCUUAUCUGAUGGUACAUCAGUAAGUUCACACUGGGUAGAGGCCACUCACCUGCUCAGAUUGAGGACAGAGAUUCACUCAGUCAUAUGAUUUGCUGGACACAUGAGUCAGUUCACACUGGGGAAAUGCUAUUCACUUGCGAAGAUUGUGGGAAGCGAGUCACUUCUUGAUCUCAACUGAGGGUACAUCAGUGAGUUCACACUGGGGAGAAAACACUCACCUGCUUGGAUGUGGGAAGGGAUUUACAGUCAGUCAUUUGAACUGAAGCUACAUCGGUGAGUUCACACAGGAGAGAUGCCGUUCACCUGCUCUGAAUGUGGGAAGAGAUUUACUCAGUUAACCAACCUUGUGACGGAUUACCAAAUUCACACGGUGGAAAACGUAUCACCUGUGUGCUGGAUAUAAUCAUUAAAGUUGCUAAAUCCAGAGGUUUAAAAGAAACUGUUGGUGUCGAACUCUGUAAUUAUUGCUGCUGCUCAUCACACUCAGUUCUGCACCCUGGCCACUGGGUAUGGGAGGAGUUUCUUCUGAUGUUUACCUUUAUUGGGACUGGAAUUUAAUGUUCUGGA
Molecule: messenger RNA, 3387 nt
Organism: Mobula hypostoma (lesser devil ray)
Lineage: Eukaryota; Metazoa; Chordata; Chondrichthyes; Myliobatiformes; Myliobatidae
Product: zinc finger protein 585A-like
Exons: 2
Coding region: 1100-2608 (502 amino acids)
Source: RefSeq, a predicted model, not a curated record